AUGAAACCGGCAUCUUCUUCCGUAGUUAUUUUUACUAUGAGCUUGCUGGAACGAUUCAAGAAACGCUUGUCUGCAUCAAAUCAGUCAGCUAUCUUACAUGACAAGAAAAUAGAGAUCAAAGAAGAUGAAGAAAAGAAAGAAGGUGAAGAGGAGGAGAAGAAAUUUGGGAUAGAUUUGGACGCAGAGGAUAUUGUGGGAAAUGAAUGGAUGGUCCAUAAGUUCGAGGCCGAAGACGAAGAUCCAAAACUAUCGAAAGCAAAGGAUGCUAAUUUGAGGGAGGAGAGUGAAGAUUGGUACAGUAUCACCGAUCCACGGAACAAGAUGAACCAACGGAGACGGGGAGAAAUAUGA
This is a messenger RNA of Cylicostephanus goldi, 351 nucleotides long. The record is from the annotation of a GenBank genome assembly. Lineage: Eukaryota; Metazoa; Nematoda; Chromadorea; Rhabditida; Strongylidae.